Messenger RNA from Eimeria tenella, 900 nucleotides. RefSeq lists its product as uncharacterized. The record is from RefSeq and is a predicted model, not a curated record. The transcript has 3 exons. Bases 1 to 900 code for a protein of 299 amino acids. Lineage: Eukaryota; Apicomplexa; Conoidasida; Eucoccidiorida; Eimeriidae.
AUGGGGGACUACAGCCGCAGCAGCAAUGCAUGCGAAUUCGCCGGAGUGCCUUCAAACCGGCAGGGGCGGGGGCUGCCGCACCGGCGGCCGGGCACAGUGGCAGCAGCAGCAGCAGCAGACGCCGCAGGCAUGCGCACGGGGCGCAUAACAGAGCUGAACCAGCACACGCGGAAGCGCACAGACUGGCUGCACCGGAAGGGCCGCGAGUCCGCAGCAUUUUCGCUGUGCGUGGACGAGGGCAGCAGCGCAGCAGCAGCUGCUGCUGCUGCAGCGCAGCCGCCAGUUUUGCAAAAGAAAAGCCAACUGCGGCACUGCGGAGUCAACGUGGAGGAGCAAAGGCGCCACUUCCAGACCCGCUGGAAACCCGUGGAGGGCAAAAUGGCCUUCUGCACUGGCCGGCGAGAAGGCAGUGCUGCUGUUGAAUGCGAUUAUGACUUCAUCGACAGAGACAACACUUACCACACUUGGAAGCGAAUGAACGAGGGCCAAAGGCACACUGGCUCCCACCUGCAGGCAAGCCUUUGCAUGCACCUGCACGACUUGCACUUCGCUGCGUUCGACCGGUUUCUCACUGUGGAAGAGUCCGCAGGCCGCAGCGACCGGCUGCCAGAAGUGCACAACAGGAAUCCGCCGCUGCCGAACCUGGACGGCCCUUUUGAAAGGCCGCGGCCCCACGGGGGCAAUUUAGACCGCACUUUUAUGCCCCGCGAAGACGCGAAACGAAGCGACGACUACAUUCAAAAAAACAAGAAAAGUGUUUCCAGCAAGAGCAGCCACCUGCAGCUCUCCACUCUGCACAACGUGACGGGAGUCGACUUUGGGGAAAUGCGCCACGGGCUCAAAAGACACCCCUGCGAAGACCACGCCUUCGACUUCGUGUAUCCCCCCUCUGCCUCUUGA